UGUUCAUAAAAAAUUUGCGCAAAAUCUUAACCCCAUAUGAUCAAGAUAUUAAAGACAAAAGCCCCUUGAUUUUUAUAAAUGCAUAACACAGCCUUCAUUCUCCAGCUUUCAUUAUCUCAAUUUUGCUUUGCAAUUAACAUGGAGUUUUCUGGCACAAACAAUUCUUAUUUCAUCACUUUCUCUUCUUUUUUCAUUCUUUUUGUUGCUUUUGCUACCAUUUUGAACCCUAUAUUUGCUUUGAAAAGCUGUGAGUUUCCGGCAAUCUUUAACUUCGGUGACUCGAAUUCUGAUACCGGUGCAAUGCCAGCUGCCUUUAUUCCCCCUAACCCUCCUUAUGGAGAGACUUAUUUUCACAUGCCGGCAGGGAGGUAUUCUGAUGGAAGACUGAUAAUAGAUUUUAUUACCAAGAGUUUGAAUCAUCCAUACAUGAGUGCAUAUCUUGAUUCCAUGGGGACAAACUUCAGCCGUGGGGCGAAUUUUGCAGCCGCAGGAUCCACCAUCAGAAUACCAUUUAGUAUUAUACCUCAUGGUAUAUCUAGUCCAUUCUCUCUUGACGUGCAAUUCCUGCAAUUCUUGCAAUUUAAGCUCAAAUCACAAAUGAUAAGGAAACAAGGCGGUGUAUUUGCAAAAUUGAUGCCAAAGGAAGAAUAUUUUCCAAAAGCUUUGUACACAUUCGAUAUUGGUCAAAAUGAUAUUGGAGAUGGAUUGUUGAGCAAUUUGACAAUUGAGGAAGUGAUUGCAUCUGUCCCGGAUAUUGUGAACAGGUUCUCAGCAAAUAUUGAGAAUAUCUACGACUUGGGAGCCAGAACAUUUUGGAUUCACAACACAGGACCAAUUGGUUGUCUUCCUUAUAUUUUAGCUAAUUUUCCUGCAGAAAAGGACGAUGCAGGCUGUGCAAAACCUUACAAUGAAGUAGCUCAGUUUUUUAAUGCAAAGUUGAAUGAGUCCAUAAUUCAACUCAGGAAGAAUUUUCCUUCGGCUGCAUUCAUAUAUGUUGAUGUCUAUUCUGUCAAGUACUCUUUAUUCAGCUCACCCAAAAAACAUGGUUUUGAGCUUCCACUAAUAGCAUGUUGUGGGUAUGGGGGAAUGUACAACUUCAACGAUAGUGCAGGAUGUGGAGAAAAAAUUAUAGUGAAUGGAAGUGAAGUAGUUGUAGGUUCAUGUGAUCGUCCAUCAGUUCGAGUAAAUUGGGAUGGAAUUCACUAUACUGAGGCAGCCAACAAGUUUGUUUUUGAUCAAAUUUCUACAGGAGCCUUUUCUCAUCCGCCUAUUCCCUUGAAUAUGUCUUGUAUGUUAUAAUUAAUGCUUUCUGACUUAAAUGAAUAAUUAGAA
Molecule: messenger RNA, 1332 nt
Organism: Hevea brasiliensis (rubber tree)
Lineage: Eukaryota; Viridiplantae; Streptophyta; Magnoliopsida; Malpighiales; Euphorbiaceae
Product: esterase-like
Exons: 5
Coding region: 79-1299 (406 amino acids)
Molecular function (GO): hydrolase activity, acting on ester bonds
Source: RefSeq, a predicted model, not a curated record